GCACAGUGGCUGGAAGUGGCGCCUGAGCAAGGCAUUGUAGACCUCUCCUUCCUGCUGGCACCAGAGGCAACGCUGGGAACCUAUACAGUAGCAAUGGCUGGGGGCACGGCCUUUGGCACCUUCAGCGUGGAAGAACAUGUGUUGCCUAAGUUUAAGGUGGAUGUGGUGGAGCCCAGGCAAUUAUCAACAAUGGAGGAGUCCUUCUUAGUGAAAAUCUGUUGUAGGUACACCUACGGAAAGCCCAUACUGGGGACAGCACAGGUAUCUGUGUGUCAAAAGGCAUAUACUUACCAUUUUCCAGAGGCAGGAUGGGAACAGCUACCUGACAAGUGCAGGAAUCUUUCUGGACAGACAGACAAAACAGGAUGCUUCUCUGCUUCUGUGGACAUGUCCACUUUCAACCUCACCGGUUACAUGUACAGCCACACCAUCAAUAUUGUGGCUACUGUGGUGGAGGAAGGAACAGGAGUAGAAGCCAAUACUACUCAGGAUAUCUACAUUUCUUCACAAGUGGGAUCAAUAACCUUUGAAGACACCAAAGACUUUUAUUACCCCAAUUUCCCCUUCAGUGGGAAGGGAAGAUUCCAAAUGGAAAAUUCGGUGUAUAAUCCGGGACAGAAGCCUCAUUACUACAGAAAUGGCUAUCUGCAUGUGCAGCCCUUCUACAACCCAACUCGGAGUUGCAUCCACUGGCUACGUGGAGUCUUGGUGUGUGGCCAGCCCCAGGAAGUGCUGGUGGAUUACUACAUCGAUCCUGCGGAUGCAAACCCUGAUCAGGAAGUCAUCUUCUCCUACUAUUUAAUAGGGAAAGGGCAUUUGGAGAUGGAGGGGCAGAGACACCUGAACUUUGAGAAGGAAGGAACAAAAGGCUCUUUUUCCCUCUCACUGAUCUUCACUUCCAGACUAGCCCCUGAUCCUUCCCUGGUGAUCUAUGCCAUUUUUCCCAGUGGAGGCAUUAUAGCUGACCAAAUUCAGUUCUCAGUAGAGAUGUGUUUUGACAAUCAGGUUUCCCUUGGCUUCUCACCUUCCCAGCAGCUUCCAGGAGCAGAUUUGGAACUACAGCUACAGGCAGCUCCUGGGUCCCUGUGUGCAGUCCGGGCUGUGGAUGAGAGUGUCUUACUGCUUAGGCCGGAGACAGAGCUGAGCAACAAUUCUGUCUAUAGGAUGUUCUCAUUCUCGUAUGGUCACUACCCCUAUCAGGUGGCUGAAUAUGAUGAGUGUCCAAUGUCUGGCUCCUGGCACGCUCCUCAGCCCCUCUCAGUUAUGUGGAGGCCUUGGGUCUCUGAAGGAAUGGACCUUUUCCAUUUUUUUCAGGGCAUGGGCCUGAAAAUACUGUCCAAUGCCAAAAUUAAGAAGCCAGUAGACUGCAGUCAUCAGUCUUUAAAAUACAGCACUGCAGUGUCUGAAGUGAAUUAUGGUAUUGGUGAAGUGAGUUUUGGGUCAUCAUCACCUUCAUCACUUCAGUCACAGGACUCUCAGGUCCGCCAGUACUUCCCGGAGACUUGGCUCUGGGAUCUGUUUCCUAUUGGUGACUCUGGGAAGGAGGCUAUCCAUGUCACGGUUCCUGAUACCAUCACUGAGUGGAAGGCCAUGACUUUCUGUACCUCCCAGUCCAGAGGCUUUGGUCUUUCACCUACUGUUGGACUGACUGCUUUCAAGCCGGUCUUUGUUGAGCUGACUCUCCCUUACUCAGUAGUUCGUGGGGAAUCCUUUCGCCUUACUGCCACCAUCUUCAAUUAUCUGAAGGACUGCAUCAGGGUUCAGACUAACCUGGGUACAUCAGAUAAGUACCAGGUGGAAUCAUGGACAGAUUCUCAGGGCUCCAGCUGUCUCUGUGCUGAUGAAGCGAAAAGCUAUCACUGGAAUAUCACUGCUACCAAGUUAGGUCAUGUGAACUUUACCAUCACUACUAAGAUUCUGGACAGCAAUGAACUCUGUGGGGGACAAAAGGGGUUUGUUCCAGCAAAGGGCCAGAGUGACACACUCAUCAAACCAGUUCUGGUCAAGCCUGAGGGAGUCCUUGUGGAGAAGACAUACAGCUCACUGCUUUGCCCAAAAGGACAAGUGGCUUCAGAAUCCAUCUCGCUGGAGCUCCCUGCAGAUGUUGUUCCUGAUUCAAGCAAGGCUUAUGUUACGGUUCUGGGAGACAUUAUGGGCACAGCCCUACAGAACCUAGACAAUCUGGUGCAGAUGCCAAGCGGCUGUGGGGAGCAGAACAUGGUCUUGUUUGCUCCUAUAAUCUAUGUCCUGCAGUAUCUGGAGAAGGCAAGGCUGCUGACAAAGGAAAUCAGGUCUCGGGCAGUGGGUUUCUUGAACCUAGGGUACCAGAAGGAGCUAAUGUACAAACGUAGAGAUGGCUCAUACAGUGCCUUUGGGGAGGAGGAUGGAGAUGGAAACACAUGGCUGACAGCGUUUGUCACCAAAUGCUUUGGCCAAGCUCAAGAAUUCAUCUUCAUUGAUGACAAUAAUAUCCAGGAUGCUCUCAACUGGCUGGCAGGAAAGCAGCUCCCCAGCGGUUGCUACGCCAACGUGGGAAGGCUGAUUCACACAGCUAUGAAGGGCGGCGUUGAUGAUGAGAUUUCCUUGACUGCAUACAUCACAGCAGCAUUGCUGGAGAUGGGAACAACCACACAUGACCCGAUGGUGAGUCAGGGUCUGCAGUGCCUCAAAGGCUCAGUUUCCUCCACUACCAGCCUCUACGCACAGGCGCUCCUAGCUUAUACAUUCUCUCUGGCUGGGGAGAUGGACAUCAGAAACGUUCUCCUUGCAAAGUUAGACCAGCAAGCUAUUAUCUCAGGAGAGUCCAUUCACUGGAGCCCAAAGCCUGCUCCAUCCCUGGAUGCCAGACCUUGGUCUCAGCCUGAGGCUGUAGAUGUGGAACUGACAGCAUAUGUCCUAUUGGCCCAGCUUAGCAAAGCCAGCUUGACUCAAAAGGAGAUCGCCAAGGCCACUGCCAUAGUGGCUUGGUUGGCCAAGCAACGUAAUGCAUAUGGAGGCUUCUCUUCUACUCAGGACACUGUAGUUGCUCUCCAAGCUCUUGCCAAAUACGCCACUACUGCCUAUGUGUCAUCUGAGGAGGUUAGCCUGGCUGUAACAUCCACUGAGGAUUUUCAGCACAAUUUCAACAUUCAGGCUGCCAACCGGUUGGUACUUCAGCAGGAGAGUCUGCCCAAUGUCCCUGGGGUGUACACUUUGGAGGCCUCAGGCCAGGGCUGCGUCUAUGUGCAGACGGUGCUGAAAUACCAUAUUCCUCCUCCUAAAUUUGCGGACACCUUUAGUCUUAGUGUGGAAAUGGGAAAAGCUAGAUGUGAGCGAGCUACUUCUCGAUGCUUGACACUUACUGUGCAUACCAGUUAUGCGGGCAGUCGCAGCUCUUCCAAUAUGGUCAUUGUAGAAGUGAAGAUGCUUUCCGGGUUCAGUCCCAUGGAGGGCACCAGUCAGUUACUUCUCCAACAGCCUCUGGUGAAGAAGGUUGAAUCUGGAACUGACGUACUGAAUAUUUAUUUGGAAGAGCUGAGUAAGAAGACUCAGACCUAUACCUUCACCAUCAGCCAAAGUGUGUUAGUCACUAACCUAAAACCAGCAACCAUCACAGUUUAUGACUACUACCUCCCAGAUGAACGGGCAACAGUUCAGUACUCUGACCCCUGUGAAUGAGGAUAGAAGUUGGAAAGAGACUGAUUUAAUCCUCUGUGACAUUAUUGGACAGCAUUCUUCUGCCUCUUAAAGCAAAACACAUUCAAUCAAAUAAUGUGCUUUCUGUGACUGACUAGAGAGUGAGUAACAGAUGAGCAGGCUUGAACCUCAGCUACUUUCUACUACGUAGACGUAGACACAUAGAUGCCAGAAUGAAGGGCUGCGGGAGAUGGGGAGGAAUAAUCACACAAAGGAGGAAUUAUAUGGAAAAGACCACUGGGAGAGGAGAUGUGGUUUAGCCAUGUAGGGGCACUCUCCAGAGGGGAUAUAGAGGUGAUCCAGGGAAGAUAAAAACAUCUUCCUGAGGGUUAAAUCUAAGAGAAGAUGUAACUUAGGGCUUUGGGAAUAGAUUAAAAACAUUUUUUUCUUUGGAAAGAAAAUCUGCGUCCUUGGCCCUGUGCAUAUUUCUGUGGAUACCAAAGGUUCUAUUUAAACAUAAUGAUCUCCCUUUAACCAAAACUCACAUUCUGGCUUCUUCAUUAGACCUUUUGACCCAGACAUGUCAGAGAAUCAUAUUUACAGAUUCAGGGAGGGGUCAGAGUAGAGAAUCCUAAAUAAGGGACUGACUGUGUUCAGCCAGCCAGCACUGCAGGGCAAAACACGAUUGAUAAAAGAAGAGUAGCUGACCAGGAUUCCCUAUCUCUGCCUUUCUGCAUUUCAUGCAAGAAGUUCAGCACACUCAUGGAUUUGUGUAUGUGUGUGUGUGUCUAAAAGUUAGAUUGAGAAAGUAGAGAGAAAUUGAAUUGUAGAAUACAUGAGAGAGGAAAACCUUUGCUUCUAACCCCUUAUAUUCUGUGCCCGGGUCCUGUGAAUUAAAUUGGCAAAAGACAGAUUAGCAGGAGAAAAGAUCUAUUUGUAUGCACCAGGUCACUUCACAGGAAAAAAGUGAAAACCCCAAGAAUCAGUUAGGCCUGGGGGCUUAUAUUAUUAUUUUUACAAAGGGUGAUGCUGUUGUGGAAGAAAUUACAAAACAAAGGAAAAGGGAUUUGGGCUUCUAGGUGCAAUGACAUUGCAUGUAGGUAAAUAAAUAGAGGGGGAAAGGAAUAGAAGAUUGAGGUUAUUUUAGUAAGGUUUACUUGUGCAGAUACAAAUUAAUGCUGACUGGGCACCUGGGUGGCUCAUUUGGUUAAGUGUCAGCCUUAGGCUCCUGUCAUGAUCCUGGGGUCCUGGGAU
This is a messenger RNA of Lutra lutra (Eurasian river otter), 4869 nucleotides long. It is a transcript of the gene A2ML1, whose product is annotated as alpha-2-macroglobulin like 1. The transcript has 31 exons. NCBI's taxonomy places the organism in Eukaryota, Metazoa, Chordata, Mammalia, Carnivora, Mustelidae. Gene Ontology annotation, cellular component: extracellular region. Gene Ontology annotation, molecular function: endopeptidase inhibitor activity. The record is from RefSeq and is a predicted model, not a curated record. The coding region runs from base 94 to 3657 and encodes 1187 amino acids.